Euleptes europaea (tarantolino) is the source of this 459-nucleotide messenger RNA. RefSeq names its product cystatin-like. The transcript is spliced from 3 exons. NCBI's taxonomy places the organism in Eukaryota, Metazoa, Chordata, Lepidosauria, Squamata, Sphaerodactylidae. Bases 1 to 459 code for a protein of 152 amino acids. Gene Ontology annotation, molecular function: cysteine-type endopeptidase inhibitor activity. The record is from RefSeq and is a predicted model, not a curated record. Gene Ontology annotation, cellular component: extracellular exosome.
AUGGCGCCUGCAGCGGUGAAGCUACCUUGGGGCGCGCUGCGCGUCCUUUUGCUUUGCGCCCUGACGGCGCUGCCUGUCUUUAUGGCCGACCGUGGGAUGCUGGUGGGAGGAUGGAUCGACCGCUCGGUCUCCGAUCCGGAGGUGCGGAGCGCGGCGGCGUUCGCCGUCGAUGAAUACAACAAACGCUGCAACAGUAUCUUCUACAGCCGGCCGCUGGAGAUCACGAGGGCGCGGAGUCAGGUGGUGGAAGGAAUAAAGUACCGGCUGGAGAUUAUUAUUGUGAACACGCAGUGUGACAAAAGAAUCAGGCGAGGAUUGACGCCUGUGGACCUGGAACGAUGCCCGUUGCCCCCAAAUGCAGAACAGCAGAAGCGAAAGUGCAAAUUCGACGUCUGGAGCCGCCCUUGGCUGAAUGACACAAGCUUGACGAAAAUGAGCUGUGGAUCAGCUAGAUCCUGA